AUGGUCGAGACUGAGCGCUCGGAGCGGUCUGAUGGAGCGCUGAAAGGCAGGCUGUUUGAUGUAGGAGAGUUUGGCACCCUAGCCCAGGGACAGGGACAGGGACAGGCUGUGUGUGCAGUGGGAAUGUUUGAGCUCCAGAUCCGUCACUUCCAGAACCCCCAUGGUGUGCUGCAGAGUGGGGAGUGCUGUGACCUCCAGGCCACCGGGGGGCAGCGCUGCUCUCUCACGGACCAGUGUGACACCUUCUUCAGGGCCUGCCUCAAGGAGUACCAGGCCCGGGUCGUCCCCACAGGAGCCUGCACCUUCGGGGCGGGCAGCACCACCGUCCUGGGGGGCAACACCCAAUCCCUCCGUCAUCGAGGGCACGACGGAGGAGGAAGAGAGGAUGUCACUACAGGGCACGUCAUCAUUCCCUUCAAAUACGCCUGGCCGAAAUCUUUCUCCUUGGUGUUAGAGGCUCUGGACCAUGACAACGAAACAUCAGAAUCAGGUCAGGCUGGUCUGAUCGAGCGUGUCCUCCUGUCCUCCAUGUUGAAUCCCGGGGAGCAGUGGCAGACGUACCGUCACCACGGGCGCACGCUCAGCCUGGAGUACCGCCUCCGGUACCGCUGUGACUCCAACUACUACGGCCCCUUCUGCAACAAGUUCUGCCGUCCCCGGGACGACUUCUUCGGACACUUUGGCUGUGACCUCAGCGGCAUCAAGGUCUGCAAGGAGGGCUGGACCGGACCGGAGUGUCAAGAAGCGGUGUGCAGACAGGGGUGUCACCAGAUCCAUGGCUCCUGCACUGUGCCUGGAGAAUGCAAGUGUCACUAUGGCUAUCAGGGUGCUCUGUGUGACCAGUGUGUCACGUUCCCAGGCUGCGACUAUGGCAGCUGCGUUGAACCCUGGCAGUGUGUGUGUGACGUCAACUGGGGAGGCCUGCUGUGUAACAAAGAUCUGAACUACUGCGGUACCCACCAGCCCUGUAAGAACGGGGGCACCUGUUCCAACACAGAGCCUAACGAGUACCAGUGUGAGUGCCAAGAGGGCUUCCGCGGGCGCAACUGUGAUAUCGUGGAGCAUGCGUGCCUCUCCUCCCCCUGUGUGAACGGGGCCACCUGUGCGGAGGACCCGUCAGGUUUCAGCUGUGUCUGUGCGGACAACUGGACCGGACACACCUGCGCAGACGUGGUGCGGCAGUGUGACUCUAAACCGUGUGGGCGCGGAGCAACGUGCCAGGAGUCUCCGGAGAGGUUCCAGUGCCUCUGCCCCCCCGGCUGGACUGGCAGAACCUGCCGACUAGACACCAACGAGUGUGACAUGGGUGUGUGUGUCCAUGCCCGCUCCUGCCGUAAUCUGAUUGGUGGAUACCUGUGUGAUUGCCUGCCAGGCUGGGCGGGGCCAAACUGUGACAUCAGGAACAGCAGUUGCCAGGGGUUGUGUCUAAACGGAGGUCACUGUGAGGACUCUGUGUCAGGCUCACGCUGCCUGUGUGUGCCUGGUUUCUCUGGGAAGCACUGCCAGACUGGCCCCAGUCCCUGUGAUAGCACCCCCUGUCAGCACGGAGGCCAGUGUGUGGACAAGGAGGGCAGGGAGGAGCUGUGUAGCUGUCCGAUCGGCUACUCAGGGACGUACUGCGAGGUGGUGGUGGAUCUGUGCAAUCCCAACCCAUGCCAGCAGGGGGUGCCCUGUCGGAGCACCGAGGGGGGGUACAUGUGUGCCUGCCCCGAGGGUUACUAUGGUAACGAGUGCACAAGCCUUAAGGACCCCUGUCAUGGCCAACACUGUCCAGGUGCCAUGUCGGACCCAGCUCGUGGAGGGGUCAAUCUCUACAUGGUGUUGGUGGGUGUGUCAGCGUUACUAAUGGCGUGCGGCUGUGCAGCUUGCGCCCUCUUCCUGUCCCGUCUCCACCGACGACGGAAAAAGACGCAGGGCGGGCCCCAGGAGGAGGGCAUCAACAACCAGAGGGAGUUUGUCACCCUCGUCCGAAACCUAGACCGCCCCGCACCCCUCCUGCCCCCUCUCACCCUCAACACCACCGCCCACACCCCUGUCCCUGUACCGCGCUGCUGCGAGGAGAUCGAGCUCACUCUGCCCCCCUCCCCGGCCCACUCACAACUCUCCCCUGCACUCAAACCCUCAACCCCCGCCGCCAAACAGGACAUCUCCAACCUGGAGAGGGAGAAGCUCAACCGCUUCCACUACUCAGACAAUCAGGAACUGGAGGUGUGA
This is a messenger RNA of Salvelinus namaycush (lake trout), 2214 nucleotides long. RefSeq names its product protein jagged-1b-like. The coding region runs from base 1 to 2214 and encodes 737 amino acids. Gene Ontology annotation, cellular component: membrane. NCBI's taxonomy places the organism in Eukaryota, Metazoa, Chordata, Actinopteri, Salmoniformes, Salmonidae. The transcript has 14 exons. The record is from RefSeq and is a predicted model, not a curated record. Gene Ontology annotation, molecular function: calcium ion binding. Gene Ontology annotation, biological process: axon guidance; multicellular organism development; cell communication.